CCCCUCCUCCUCCUCCUCCGCCUCCGCCUCCUCCUCGAAUUCGCCGCGAUCCGCGCGAACCGCACCGGCACGGGGAUCCCCCCCAGAUGGAGACGGCGGCGAAGGUGGUGGGCGAGGCGGAGGAGCUCCCCAAGACCAUCGUCCGCCGCGUCGUGAAGGAGAAGCUCUCCGCGUGCUCCGACGACGGCGGCGUCGUCUCCCUCCACAAGGACGCCCUCCUCGCCUUCUCCGAGAGCGCUCGCAUCUUCAUCCACUACCUCUCCGCCACAGCGAACGACAUAUGCAAAGAAUCGAAAAGGCAAACUAUUAACGCCGACGACGUAUUGAAGGCGCUGGAGGAGAUGGAAUUUCCCGAGUUCAUCGGCCCUCUUAGAGCAUCUCUGGAUGAGUUCAGGAAGAAAAAUGCUGGAAAGAAGGAAAUGGCUAAGGCAAAAGAAUCGAUGAAGAAGAAGAUGGAGGGAGAACCUUCACAAGCAAAAGGAGAUGGUGAGAGAGAGAAAAAUGGAGGCACUAGUAAUGGCACUGAAGAAGAAAGUGGAACUGUGGUUAAAGACAAGGCUAAGACAAAAGAAUCGAUGAAGAAGAAGAUGGAGGGAGAACCUUCCCAAGCAAAAGGAGAUGGCGAGAGAAAGAAAAAUGGAGGCACAAGUAAUGGAACUGAAAAAGAAAGUGGAACUGUGGUUAAAGACAAGGCUAAGGCUAAAGAAUCAACCAAGAGAAAGACGGAGGGAGAACCUUCCCAAGCAAAAGGAGAUGGCGAGAGAAAGAAAAAUGGAGGCACAAGUAAUGGAACUGAAAAAGAAAGUGGAACUGUGGUUAAAGACAAGGCUAAGGCUAAAGAAUCGACCAAGAGAAAGAUGGAGGGAGAACCUUCCCAAGCAAAAGGAGAUGGCGAGAGAAAGAAAAAUGGAGGCACUAGUAAUGGAACUGAAGAAGAAAGUGGAACUGUGGUUAAAGACAAAGCUAAGGCCAAAGAAUCUACCAAGAGAAAGAUGGAGGGGGAACCUUCCCAAACCAAAGAAGGUGGCAAGAAAAAGAAAAAUGGAGGCAUUAGUAAGGGCUCUGAAGAAUGAAGUCUAAUUGAGGUUAACGUCUGGGUGGGGUAGGUUGAUCUUGAUGUGAGUCGAAAGGGUAUUUGACUGGACAAAUUAGGGGUUCCUAUCAGCAAGCAGCAGCAUCAAACUGAGGCAUCCAAUGGAAGAAACACAUCCAUAUAUAUCUACUGAGGUCAUCAAAGUCGAGCUUCGUGAGCUGGGGCAUGCUUAGAGUGAGCUCACUCCCUCCAAGAACAGUUUAGCAUACAAGAGCUUCUUCUAUCAGUAACGUGCAGUGUGACGCCAGUGGUUAGAACAGCUUAUAUGUUCAGUUAGUAAUGAUCAGUGGAGUGGUGCCAGUGUUAUUAGGUACAUUGUAUUGUUCUUGCUUCAUAUGUUUUCAUUAAUAUUAGCUGGUCCUCGAACAGGUAACUUUUGUAGCUCAUGGAUACCGUGAUCUUGCCCACAUUCUGUUGCCUAUGUCGACCAUUAUUUUUGCAA
Messenger RNA from Syzygium oleosum, 1535 nucleotides. Its product is annotated as DNA polymerase II subunit B4. Gene Ontology annotation, molecular function: protein heterodimerization activity; chromatin DNA binding. Gene Ontology annotation, biological process: DNA damage response; leading strand elongation; heterochromatin formation. The record is from RefSeq and is a predicted model, not a curated record. The transcript has 3 exons. The coding region runs from base 87 to 1073 and encodes 328 amino acids. NCBI's taxonomy places the organism in Eukaryota, Viridiplantae, Streptophyta, Magnoliopsida, Myrtales, Myrtaceae. Gene Ontology annotation, cellular component: epsilon DNA polymerase complex; CHRAC.